CGGCCAGCGGGGCCGGGCGCCGGUAUUGGGCCGGGGCGGGCGCCUCCCACCACGCGUCCCCCUCUGCGGCCUCCGCCCGCCGUUGGAGUCUGGUCCUGGAAGUCCACUACCGUCCCCGGUGGUCUGAGCCCUGCGUGGGGGUCCGAGUGCUGCCCCGGGGGUCAGAACACUGUCGUGGGGGUCCGAGUGCUGCCCUGGGGAUCAAAGCCCUGCGAGGGGGUCCGAGUGUUUUCCAGGGGUUCUGAACCCUGUAGUGAGGGUCCGACUGCUACCCCGGAGGUCAGAGCCCUGUGUGGGGGGGGGUCAGGAUGCUGCCCCGGUGGUCAGAGCCCUGCGUGGGGGUCCGAGUGCUACCCCGAGGUCAGAACCCUACUUGGAGGUCCGACUGCUACCCCGGAGGUCAGAACCCUGCUUGGGGUCCCACUGCUACCCUGGGGGUCUGAGCCCUGCGUGGUGGUCCAAGUGCUGCCCGGGGUGUUGGACCAUGCAUGGGGGUCCUAGUGCUGGCCCAAGGGUCCUCCACCACGGGGUCCAAGUGCUGUCCCGGAGGUCAGAGCUCUGUGUGGGGUCCGAGUGCUGACCUGGGGGUCAGAGCCCUGCGUGGGGGUCCGAGUGCUGCCCCGAGGGUCCCCUGCCAUGGGUAGUCCGUCUGGUGCCCUGGUGGUCAGAACCCUGUCGUGGGGUUCCAAGUGCUGCCUCGGGUCAGAGCCCUGUGUGGGGGUCCGAGUGCUGCUCCCGGGGGUCAGAGCCCUGCAUGGGGUUUGAGUGCUGCCCUGGGGGUCAGAGCCCUGUGUGGGGGUCCAAGUGCUGCCUCGGGGGUCAGAACACUGUCGUGGGGGUCCGAGUGCUGCCCCGGGGGUCAGAACACUGUCGUGGGGGUCCGAGUGCUGCCCCGGGGGUCAGAACCCUGCGUGGGGGUCCGAGUGCUGCCCCGGGGGUCAGAACCCUGCGUGGGGGUCCGAGUGUUGCCCUGGGGGUCAGAGCCCUGCGUGGGGGUCUGAGUGCUGCCCUGGGGGUCAGAGCCCUGCGUGGGGGUCCAAGUGCUGCCCUGGGGGUCAGAGCCCUGCGUGGGGGUCCAAGUGCUGCCCUGGGGGUCAGAGCCCUGCGUGGGGGUCCGAGUGCUGCCCUGGGGGUCAGAGCCCUGUGUGGGGGUCCGAGUGCUGCCCCGGGGGUCAGAGCCCUGCGUGGGGGUCCAAGUGUUGCCCUGGGGGUCAGAGCCCUGCGUGGGGGUCCGAGUGCUGCCCUGGGGGUCAGAGCCCUGUGUGGGGGUCCGAGUGCUGCCCCGGGGGUCAGAACCCUGCGUGGGGGUCCAAGUGUUGCCCUGGGGGUCAGAGCCCUGCGUGGGGGUCUGAGUGCUGCCCAGGGGGUCAGAUCCCUGCGUGGGGGUCCGAGUGCUGCUCCACGGGUCCCCAGCCAUGGGUCCGAGUGCUGCCUCAGGGGUCAGAACCCUGCAUGGUGGUCGAGUGCUGCCCCGGGGGGUCAGAACCCUGCGUGGGGGUCCAAGUGUUGCCCUGGGGGUCAGAGCCCUGCGUGGUGGUCCGAGUGCUGCCCUGGGGGUUGGGCCAUGCUUGGGGGUCCUAGUGCUGGCCCGAGGGUCCUCUGCCAUUGGGUCCAAGUGCUGUCCUGGAGAUCAGAGCUCUGCGUGGGGGUCCAAGUGCUAACCUGGGGGUUAGAGCCCUGUGUGGGGGUCCGAGUGCUGCCCCAAGGGUCCCCUGCUGUGGGUGGUCCGACUGUUGUCCCCGGGGUCAGAGCUCUGUGUGGAGGUCCGCUGCCGUGGGGGUCGAGUGCUGCCCCGGGGGUCCUGAACCGUGUCAUGGGGGUCCCCUGCAUGGGGGGUUCCAAGUGCUGCCCCGGGGGUCCCGAACUUUACCUUGGGGUUCCCCUGCGUGUGGCUGCAAGGGGAGGCGGGCAGGACCUCACGCGGCCGCCCGGCGUGGUCCUUCUGCGCCACCUGGCGUUGGAUGUGGGCAGGUCCGCUCCUGCAGGCCCCGUCCUCUGGAGGAGAGGAGCUGCCCAGCUCACAUUUGCAGGGCUGCGUGGGGCUCUCCGCGGCACACGGCCCUCCCCGCUCUCCUCUGCUCGCCGUCCCGGCUGGAUCCCCGGCACCUGGAUCCCCGCACGGCACCGCACGCCCCCCCGCGAAGCCUGCCUUCCCCGCGGUUUCUAG
Messenger RNA from Lutra lutra (Eurasian river otter), 2167 nucleotides. RefSeq names its product collagen alpha-1(III) chain-like. The record is from RefSeq and is a predicted model, not a curated record. Lineage: Eukaryota; Metazoa; Chordata; Mammalia; Carnivora; Mustelidae. The transcript has 3 exons. The coding region runs from base 755 to 2167 and encodes 470 amino acids.